Molecule: messenger RNA, 3652 nt
Organism: Ixodes scapularis (black-legged tick)
Lineage: Eukaryota; Metazoa; Arthropoda; Arachnida; Ixodida; Ixodidae
Gene: Rubicon
Product: run domain Beclin-1-interacting and cysteine-rich domain-containing protein
Exons: 15
Coding region: 659-2503 (614 amino acids)
Cellular component (GO): intracellular membrane-bounded organelle
Molecular function (GO): phosphatidylinositol phosphate binding
Source: RefSeq, a predicted model, not a curated record
AAUCCCGACUUCCGGAUUGGAUAGCCGUGCAAGGAACUUCAGCUGGUCAGUUCCCGUUUUGGGUUGUUAUGUCGCCAUGUCGCGCCUGACCAUUGUCGAAAAGGGACGUCCCACCCAAUCGCAAAAUCUGAUGAUAUCCGAUUUUGGUUACCAUGCUACGCUCCAGACUCGUUGCGAGCGCCAGCGCAGUCCACAGUCGCGUCACAAGGGAGAUGACAGAACGCGGCAGCCUUCGCCCGAUCUGCCUCGCUGAACCGUCACAUGAUAACGCACCAAGGUUGGACAGUUCCAGACAUUCCGUGUCAGCGUUCAACCGACGUCACGUGUGCGGACGCACCUCCCCUGCCACCCCCACGAGCUAAAACCCAUCGAUGUUUUUUUUUUGUUUUUUUUUUUAUCGAACUAAGACCGUUUAUUGAAUGAUUGAAAGGUUGAGUGGCUUAUCCCACGGUCGCCUAGUGUGACAAAACCACGAAACCGCAAGCUCCACGACUGAGACAUCAAACGCCGGGACAAUCGCGGCAGUACUGAUAAUCAUGGAUUUACUAGUUUCGAGAGCGACCGUGCAUCGGUGUAGUAUCUCUUCGUAGCAUUGUAGUCUCGAGGUUCCUUUUUCAUUGUGUGCUCCAACAUCGAAGGGGGUGUGUGUCAGUCCACCAUGGCAAACUUGGAGCGACGAUGGAGUCUCCUCGACGGAUCGGACUCGAAUCCCAAGCCGCGAAGUGCGGUAUCGCCGCCGACGCAGAACCUGCCUGCUACUCGAGGCAAGAAGACCCGCCACGUGCGGUCCCGAUCCGACCAGGUCGGGCAAGUGCAGUGCGGUCCGUCGCCGUCGACGGAGGAAGCGAUCCGGACGUCCACGUCGUUCCCUGCACAACUGACCACUGGCUCCGUUGGCCGACGAAGCAUACUGGACGAAGGUGGCAGGGUGGCCCCUCCCACGGAAUGCUUCUUUCCGAGGCCGCAUCGGGGCCAAAGUCUUACCAGCUUUCUCUCUUCGGCUGACUUCGGCACCUGUACACAACUGGACAGGGAGAAUGCGCACAUCUACGUGUCCGAGGCCCUGAUUGCAGCCAUGGAGCACCUCCGCUGCAGUCGAGCCGUGGAGCGGCCAGAGGAGCAGGCCGACAGCGACGAAGAUAUCCGCCAGCUGCAGCACUGGAUACAUGUUCGCCGAAGAGAGCGCCACCUCGAGAAAGUGCUGAAAGGUGCCUUCGAGCCGCAGCUGAGCGAUGGCCGCACCGACGCCACCAGCAGUACGUCCCCACCAAGUUCCGAAAACUCGUCGCCUUCGUGCCGCGUUGAUGUGUCAGACGAUGAAGAGGAUGACGCGGAAGAUUUCGAGCUCUCUGAUGCCACGGGAGCGAGGCUUGCUUCGCCACUUGCAUCACCUUGCUCUGGCGAGUCGCCGAGUCAUUGGCGCUUGUCUAGCGGCGAGCGUCUCUUGGAGGUCUCAACAGACACAGAGGUUCCAGGAGCUUUGCUUGAUUUGUCGCUGGAGGAACCCAGUAAAUUGUGUUCUUCGGCAGAGGCAGUGGCGCUGAGCUUGCUCAAGCGGUUCUCUGGGAAGCAACUCCCCAAGGCAUCAGAACUACAGUGGUUGGUUUCGGAGCACGAGACCGACCAGUCGUUGCUGCCACUUCCUGACGCCUGGCCUGUUUCGCCAGAUCAGCAGGAAGAGGAGUACACCGCACACAAGCUGCGCCUUCGUGGCAAUUCCGAGUGGGCGCCUCCACGUGAGCAGAUCAUCUUCAGCAUUCAGCCUGAACUCAAGCGCAAGUUGCAGUUGGCGAAGCAGAACUACCGAUGUGCUGGCUGUGGCAUGAGGGUUAGUACAGGGCAGCUGGGCCGCCUGCGCUACUGCUCCUACCUGGGGAAGCUGUUCUGCCGCUGCUGCCACAGCGACGCGCGUGCCAUGAUCCCGGGUAGGGUGCUGGAGCGCUGGGACUUUGGGCUCUACCCGGUGUCCAACUUCGCCCGGGACCUCCUGGAGCGCAUGGCGCCGGCCCCACUUUUCAACAUCAGGGACGUCAACUCAGCACUCUACUCGCGGGUGCGGUCGCUUGAAAAGGCCAGGCAGUGUCGGCUGGCUCUGGGGCCUCUCGAACAAUACAUCCGCUGCUGUCGUCAGGCCGACAGCCUCCAGCAGCAGCUGCAGCAGCUACCCCCCCACCUGCUGUCCGAGCCUCAUGUGUACUCGCUGGAGGAGCUAUGGCAGGUGCGCAUGGGAGGCCCCCUGGUGGGGCGGCUGCGCUCUCUGCGGCAGGACUGCGAGGAGCACUGCUUGUCCUGCCCGCUGUGCACAGCCAAGGCCUUCAUCUGCGAGCGCUGCAGGGAGCCCAAGGACCUGCUGUUCCCCUUUCAGCUGGCCACCACCACACAGUGCCAAGGCUGCAAAGCAUGUUUCCACCGUGCCUGCUUUGUGCCAGGUGCCUGUGACAAAUGCCGCCGCCUGGAGGACAGGAGGAAGAGUUUGCUGCAGUUGUACGAACCCGCAACCUGACCUUGCUGCCGCCAUCGCUCUUCGGUGGUACCUGCUGCUCAACCGUUGCAAGACUGCCACAUGCUUGCACGUCAUCCAUCUUUUUUAAAACCGAACGCCCCCAGUGGUCAGGCUUGGGCCUAGUCAUUGAGAUUGAACUGACCAGUCACAUUUCUGCCAGGUCACACCUGUUCAGUGUGACCUGGCCCUUCUUGCGUGGUGUUGUAUAUCGGAGUCAUAUUUUUACGCAGCGCUCGCAGAUAGUUUUAGGGUUGGAACGAAGGUGUAUAGAAACUAACAUGGUUGUACGCGCGGUCGGAUCGAGAGGUCGCGGGAAUAAUUGGCCCGUUGUCUGCCGCUUCUGUCAUAAGUAGUGUUGAGACAAAAACAAAUAUUAAUGGCUCGUUAUUUUAAAAAAAAUGGUAUUUUUUUGUUUGGGACAAUCCAAAUUUUUGGAUAUACCCUAUGUUGUGCCGUGCCCUACAAUCGUUGUGUGGUUUUAUUGUUCGAAUUUCUAAAAUAAUGUGCUCGAUAAAAACGAAAAUAGAAGAAUAUAUGCAUACUCAGUGGGCCAUAAUGACUACAAUGAUUUUGAAAGUUUGGUCUAUCUCAAAAUUUGCAUUGUCACAGGUGGCACACUAAAGUGUCUCCUGACUGACGAAACAUAUGCACAGAGUCUUGGCUUUGACGUAAAAUAUAAGUCUGAAAUGGGCGUGUUCCCUUUCCUCCAUCAUCUGGUCUAGCGCGGGUGUGGAGGACCAGGGGGCGUGAUGGCAAUUCCCUCCUUGCACACUUGUUUAUGGGAUUGUUGACUGCGCACGCUGCUGCAAAGAGCGGCGUGUCGCACCUACUCACAUUGCAGCCUUCUGACAUUAUGUUUAAGUCUUAACAUAAAAUUGGCUUCUUUUGAUUGCUUGCUCAAAUGACAUUCACACAUAAGUUUGCUAAAACCUGUGACUGACAAUGAUUGCAUUGGAACUUGUCUUCAGUGCCUUUUACAGUUUCUUAUUAUUGAUAAAACUCUCGGAUCACGUGAUGCCACUAUGUUUGCUUCGUGCUUCAAAUUGAAUACUGUAUCAGUUUUGUUUAACGCUUUUGAAGGUUAGAGCGACAAAUGUGUCAAAUAAACAAGUUGAUGUUCUGAGAAUAAAGGGAGUGUCACUAACAGUG